UAAUUUUCAGCUGCGCUUGAUGGAACGAACAGCUAGUUUCGCUAAAGCGCAGGGUUAGAAAUGGCUGAAACCAUAGCUGAUACUAGAAGGCUCUUUAGCAAGCCCCAGAACCUAAACGACGCUUAUGGACCACCGAGUAACUUUCUGGAGAUUGACGUGAGCAACCCCGAGACGAUCGGGGUAGGAAGAGGCAGACACACGACGUACGAAGUCAGACUGAAGACGAACCUUCCCAUCUUCAAGCUGAAGGAGUCGAGUGUACGGCGGCGCUACAGUGACUUUGAGUGGCUCAGGGCGGAGCUGGAGAGGGAGAGCAAGGUCGUUGUACCGCCCCUCCCGGGUAAAGCUCUGAUCCGGCAGUUGCCCUUCCGAGGGGACGAUGGGAUAUUUGCUGAUUCUUUCAUAGAGGAAAGACGACAAGGUCUGGAGCAGUUCCUAAACAAAGUGGCCGGUCACCCUCUGGCCCAGAACGAAAAAUGCCUGCACAUGUUUCUACAGGAUGAGUCUGUGGACAAGCACUACACGCCGUCCAAAGUCAGACAAGCUUAAAAAAAAAAAGAUGGCGCAGCCAACCUACUUGCCCGCAGGCCUUCAUCGGACUUGGCCGGCCUGCUCAGCCGAGCUCGGACCACCCAACCCACAGAGCUCCCUCUCCCUCUUCAGUGCUUUUUCUCAGACAAUAGAAAAAAAAUCAAAGAUACCCUUCCCCAAAUAGACACACGUAUAUAAAUAUCUAUAUAAAUAGCUCACUGUCCUUUCCAACCCCCCCCCCUCCACUUUUUAUGUUCCCCUUUUAAUAGCAGCAAAUGUUUGCAGCAUCACAUGGUGUCUGGAAAUGCCGUUAACAUGGCUGUAUAAUUCUAUUUAUCGUUUGCGCCGUCAUGAAUAUAUUCAUUUAUGUUGUAACUACGACCCACAGCCGAGUUCAUUGUAGAGUCAUUAUUGGCAUGUCGCACAUUAGUGGGCCUUGAAAUUUAAAGAACGUGUUUGACCUCCACCUUGACACCGCCGCAUCAACCCACUCCACCCAAAAAAAAAAAAAGUGUGUGUGUGUAUGCGUGUGUCCAGCAACCAGCACUUGUCCUGUUACCACCAUCGCUUUUCUAGGAAGUCAAUUUACACAGAGGUAACUGCAGUAUUUCUACUGGCUAUAUACGCAUUUUGAGAUUUAUAUAAUGCUGUGCCAUUGUUUUUUUUUUUUUUUUGUUAAUUUUGAGGAUUUUCCAAUAAAAUAGAUGAAAUAUCAACUGCAUAUAUGCAUAAAUAUUUUUUGUUUGCCAACUUUCAAAUUCAUGCGUAUGAAGAGUAAGAACUCAAAGGAAAUUAUUCUAUGAAGGAACUUGUAGGAAUCAUUUUAGAGUAAAUGACUUUGUAGAUAAAUGAUGCAAAUUUACACAGAUUGUAAUUUUAUGAGAAUUAACUCAUAAUUUAAUUUUAUAAAUAAGGUUAUUCUGAUUUUAUAAACUAAUGCGUAUAUUUAGAAUUUUACUGUUGUAAAUGAUGACAAGUUCCCAUUACCCUUUUGCAAAUUAUUUUGUAAAAAAUGUGGCAGCACACUAGAUUACUUUUUAAAUUAAUACCAUUUAGGAAAAAUUAAAUUCACUGUCCUUUAUUCAAAUGGUUUGACCUCUUCCAAGUAGUUAUAACUCCCACGUUUUUACAAUGGAAUAAAACCACCAUAUUAUUCCACCAAACGGC
Molecule: messenger RNA, 1698 nt
Organism: Syngnathus typhle (broad-nosed pipefish)
Lineage: Eukaryota; Metazoa; Chordata; Actinopteri; Syngnathiformes; Syngnathidae
Gene: snx3
Product: sorting nexin 3
Exons: 4
Coding region: 61-549 (162 amino acids)
Biological process (GO): endocytic recycling; late endosome to Golgi transport
Cellular component (GO): retromer complex; early endosome membrane
Molecular function (GO): phosphatidylinositol-3-phosphate binding
Source: RefSeq, a predicted model, not a curated record